AUGGCAGAGCACCGUCCACGCUGUGACCUUAAGGCCUGCUAUUUCCUGAAGCUAACUCUCUGCUUCCUGGUCUACGUGCUCUUUGGCACGGUGGUCUUCUCUGCUAUCGAGCAGCCUUGGGAGGUGCAGAUUAGGAAGGAGUUGGUCAAGAUGAAGUCCACGUUCUUACAGCAGCACGGCUGCAUCCCGGAGCCAGAGUUGGACACUCUUCUGCACAGGGUGAUCACCGCCAGCAAUUACGGCGUUUCGGCCUUGAGAAACGCUUCUGAUGACCGGAACUGGGACUUGGCCUCAUCACUCUUCUUUGUCAGUACGGUGCUCACCACCAUUGGUUACGGGCACAGUGUUCCCUUCACCAGUGGAGGCAAGGCCUUCUGUAUACUGUACUCAGUGUUGGGGAUUCCCAUCACCCUUCUCCUGCUCACCAGCGUGGUGCAGCACCUCAUGUUCUACGUGCACUGGGUGCCCAUCACGUACAUCCACACCCACUGGCGCCUGGCUAUGCCAGUGGUGGCCCGGAUCCAUGCCCUGGUAAUCGGCAGCGUGGUGGCUGGUUGCUUCUUCCUGAUCCCUGCGGCAGCGUUCACGGCUCUGGAGGAGGACUGGGAUUACGUCUCGUCUCUCUACUUCUGUUUCAUCUCCCUCAGCACCAUCGGCCUGGGGGAUUACAUGCCGGGCAAUUCCCGUUACCCCAGCCUUCGGAACCUCUACAAGGUCGGCAUCGCAUGCUACCUGGUGAUCGGACUGGUCGCUCUGCUAGUGGUUCUCGAGAGCUUCUAUGAACUCCAGGAGGUGCAGCGUUUUAUCAAAGUCAUCAUGGGUCACCCGGACAAGGAGGGACAACUGCGCAUCACCGAGCGUGAGGUAGUCAUCACCAGCUCAAACCUUGACACCACGGGCUGUGAGGAAAACACCAACGAGGGUGACAAAGUGGACAGGAGCGCCAAGAUGGCGGCUGAACCCUCCCCGGAGCAAUGA
Molecule: messenger RNA, 978 nt
Organism: Hemiscyllium ocellatum (epaulette shark)
Lineage: Eukaryota; Metazoa; Chordata; Chondrichthyes; Orectolobiformes; Hemiscylliidae
Product: potassium channel subfamily K member 1-like
Exons: 3
Coding region: 1-978 (325 amino acids)
Biological process (GO): potassium ion transmembrane transport; stabilization of membrane potential
Cellular component (GO): membrane
Molecular function (GO): potassium ion leak channel activity
Source: RefSeq, a predicted model, not a curated record